AUGAGUCACAAGAAAAACGGUCACAGACACCAGAUAAAAGAAAGAGAAAACCAGAAUAAAUUUGAACGUUCAAUAAAUACUAAUAAUGCUAAUAAUCGUAGUCAAACAAAGGAUAAGAAACUAAGAGCUGGCCUGAAAAAAAUAGAUGAGCAAUAUAAAAAGGCGGUAUCUUCUGCUGCGGCAACAGAUUACCUUUUACCCGAGUCCAAUGGUUAUUUGGAACCUGAGAAUGAGCUUGAAAAGACUUUCAAAGUGCAACAAUCGGAAAUCAAAUCGAGUGUGGACGUCACUACUGCAAACAAAGCUUUGGACUUGUCGUUGAAGGAAUUCGGCCCCUACCAUAUAAACUAUGCGAAAAACGGUACGCAUCUUUUGAUCACUGGCCGUAAAGGUCAUGUAGCAUCUAUGGACUGGAGAAAGGGCCAACUUCGUGCCGAACUGUUUCUAAAUGAAACCUGCCACUCAGCAAUAUAUUUACAAAAUGAACAGUACUUUGCUGUUGCACAAAAAAAAUACACAUUUAUCUAUGACCAUGAAGGUACAGAACUACAUCGUUUGAAACAGCAUAUUGAGGCAAGACAUCUAGAAUUUCUACCAUACCAUUACCUACUGGCGACCGCCGGUGAGACAGGUUGGUUGAAGUAUCACGAUGUUUCCACUGGUCAACUGAUCUCAGAAUUAAGGACCAAAGCUGGGCCAACUACAGCAAUGGCGCAGAAUCCAUGGAAUGCAGUGAUGCAUUUAGGUCAUUCAAACGGUACAGUAUCGCUAUGGUCUCCCUCCAUGCCCGAACCAUUAGUAAAAUUACUUUCUGCUAGAGGACCAGUGAACAGCGUUGCCAUCGAUAGAAGUGGGUAUUACAUGGCAACCACAGGGGCUGAUAGAUCGAUGAAAAUUUGGGAUAUCAGGAAUUUCAAGCAACUACAUUCCAUCGAAAGCUUACCAACACCGGGUACAAACGUUUCCAUUUCAGAUACUGGUCUAUUAGCAUUGUCUAGGGGCCCUCACGUUACUUUAUGGAAGGACGCUUUGAAAUUAAGUAGAGACAGUAAACCGUGCUUCGGAUCCAUGGGAGGGAACCCACAUAGAAACACCCCUUACAUGUCUCAUUUGUUUGCCGGUAACAAAGUAGAAAAUCUGGGAUUCGUACCAUUUGAAGAUUUAUUGGGUGUGGGUCACCAAACAGGUGUUACGAAUUUGAUUGUACCUGGUGCAGGUGAAGCCAAUUACGAUGCCUUAGAACUAAACCCAUUCGAAACAAAAAAACAAAGACAGGAACAAGAGGUCAGAACCUUAUUGAACAAACUACCAGCAGAUACCAUUACUUUAGAUCCAAAUUCCAUAGGAUCUGUGGAUAAAAGGUCUUCCACCAUAAGAUUAAAUGCCAAAGAUUUGGCGCAAGCGACAAUGGAAGCCAACAACAAAGCUAAAACAAACAGCGAUAUUCCAGACUUAAAACCUGAGGUGAAAGGUAAGAAUUCAGGUUUGCGUUCCUUUUUGCGUAAAAAGACUCAAAAUGUUAUUGAUGAAAGAAAAUUGAGAGUGGAGAAACAACUGCAUAAGGAGAAGAAUGUUCGUAAAAGAAACCAUCAAAUUAGACAAGGUCUAAUUUCAGAAGAUAACAAAGAUGUCAUUGAAGAGGCAUUGAGCAGAUUCACCUGA
Messenger RNA from Saccharomyces paradoxus, 1662 nucleotides. RefSeq names its product Utp7p (gene UTP7). The coding region runs from base 1 to 1662 and encodes 553 amino acids. Gene Ontology annotation, molecular function: protein binding. The record is from RefSeq and is a predicted model, not a curated record. Gene Ontology annotation, cellular component: 90S preribosome; nucleolus; small-subunit processome. Gene Ontology annotation, biological process: maturation of SSU-rRNA from tricistronic rRNA transcript (SSU-rRNA, 5.8S rRNA, LSU-rRNA). NCBI's taxonomy places the organism in Eukaryota, Fungi, Ascomycota, Saccharomycetes, Saccharomycetales, Saccharomycetaceae. The transcript has a single exon.